ACUACAACAAAGAGAAGUGUAGGAGAAGAAAGUUCUCAUUUCAUAAAUGUAUCAAAUUGUAAAAAGGAAAAAAAAAUAAGAAAGAAAUGGAGAAAGAAGGACUCGGGCUUGAGAUAACGGAGCUGAGAUUGGGUCUUCCGGGGAGAGAUGUGGCAGAGAAGAUGAUGAAGAAGAGAGCAUUCACUGAGAUGAUCAUGACGUCUUCGGGUAGUAACAGUGAUCAAUGCGAAAGCGGUGUCGUUUCAUCUGGUGGUGACGUGGAGAAAGUUAAUGAUUCGCCGGCCGCGAAAAGUCAAGUCGUGGGGUGGCCGCCGGUUUGCUCUUACCGUAGGAAAAACAGCUGCAAGGAUGCUUCGACGACGAAAGUGGGGUUAGGGUAUGUGAAAGUGAGCAUGGAUGGUGUGCCUUACUUGAGGAAGAUGGAUCUUGGUUCGAGCCAAGGUUAUGAUGAUCUAGCCUUUGCUCUUGAUAAGCUCUUCGGUAUCCGUGGCAUCGGUGUGGCCUUGAAAGAUGGUGAUAACUGCGAAUACGUUACCAUAUAUGAAGACAAAGAUGGAGACUGGAUGCUUGCCGGAGAUGUACCUUGGGGGAUGUUCAUAGAGUCAUGCAAGAGGUUGAGGAUAAUGAAAAGAUCGGAUGCUACCGGGUUUGGGCUGCAGCCUAGAGGAGUAGACGAGUGAUGAUGAUUUGAAACAAGAGUCAAGGAGCUGGUUAAUUAAUUUAACCUUAAACUUAAUUAAUCAUCAAGAUCCUUUAGAACAUUUUUCCUAUUCAUGUUAUAUAAAAUAUAUGUUAUAGUAUAUUAUUCUGCGAAAUUUCAAGUUAUGAUUUGCAUAAUUAUCUUCAGAAAGACAGCUAUAUAUAUAUAUGUAUACACUACUUGUUUCUUGAGUGUUGAGUUAAGACAUUAAUUUGUUUCAACUUUCUUGUUAAGGGAUCGAUAUAUAUGUGUAGGAAACAUAUAUAAUACGAAUCCAUUAUUUCCUCA
Messenger RNA from Camelina sativa (false flax), 988 nucleotides. RefSeq names its product auxin-responsive protein IAA19. The record is from RefSeq and is a predicted model, not a curated record. Gene Ontology annotation, biological process: regulation of DNA-templated transcription. Gene Ontology annotation, cellular component: nucleus. Lineage: Eukaryota; Viridiplantae; Streptophyta; Magnoliopsida; Brassicales; Brassicaceae.